ACAAUGCAAACAGCAACGUGAUCAUCAAUAUUGACAACUGCGCGCUUUAUAGCACUAAUACACAGCUGCGCUCAACAGGUGACACGCAUCGGCAAUCGUUAUCGCUUAGCUACCGAUCAUUGCAGAAAAACAAGCGCCAGCGACGCGAGCGUUUUUUAUUCGUUUUACGUUACUUUUUCGCCACAGUUGGGUUCGGAUUAGGCCUCGCCUGCGUCAUAUACACGUUUCAAACAAUGGGUUGGUUUUUUGCCGCUCUCGUCGCGAUCAUUGUAUGGCUGCUAACAAGGUCUUGGCGCUGGUUCUAUAUUGCGGGAGCAACAGCCAAACGAGAUACAACCGCUUUGUGGGCUUAUGCCAAGCUGCUGCGCUAUACGAAACGCCAUGAGCGACUCAAUCAUACGGUGGCCGAUGUCUUUGAGUGUAAUGUGCGUGAGACGCCGGAUAAAUUGGCCGUAAUUAGCGAGACACAGCAAUGGACAUUCCGGCAGGUGAACGAGCAUGCAAAUCGUGUGGCAAAUGUCUUCCAAGCUCAGGGCUAUAAGAAAGGCGAUGUUGUUGGCCUGCUGCUGGAGAAUCGCGCCGAGUAUGUGGCCACCUGGCUGGGACUAUCCAAAAUUGGCGUCAUUACACCUUUGAUCAAUACGAAUCUGCGUGGUCCAUCGCUUCUGCACAGCAUCACUGUCGCUCAUUGCAAUGCCUUUAUCUAUGGUGAGGAUUUCGUCGAAGCUGUCGCAGAGGUUAGCAAGGAUUUGCCAGCUGAGUUGUUGCUCUUCCAAUACAACAAUGAGAACAACAACAGCACAGCAGAUGCAGUCAAGACGGCCAAGAAUUUGAACAAGCUGCUGUCAGCGGCAAGCGCCAGUGCGCCCAACAAAACGCAGGUGAACCAUCAUGAUAAGCUGGUCUAUAUCUACACCUCUGGCACCACUGGAUUGCCCAAAGCGGCGGUUAUAUCGCAUUCCCGUUAUCUCUUCAUUGCCGCUGGCAUCCACUACACCAUGGGCUUCAAGGAUGACGAUGUGUUCUAUACGCCGUUGCCGCUUUAUCACACCGCUGGCGGCAUUAUGUGCAUGGGUCAGUCCGUGCUCUUUGGCUCAACUGUGUCCAUACGCAAGAAGUUCUCGGCUUCCAAUUAUUUCGCUGACUGCGCCAAGUUUAAUGCCACUGUGGGUCAAUACAUUGGCGAGAUGGCGCGUUAUAUUUUGGCUACCAAGGCAUCGCCGCAUGAUCGCGCGCAUCGCGUGCGUUUGGUUUAUGGCAAUGGACUGCGUCCGCAGAUCUGGCCACAGUUUGUGGAGCGUUUCAAUAUUGGCAAAGUGGGUGAAUUCUAUGGCGCCACCGAGGGCAAUGCAAAUAUUAUGAAUCAUGAUAAUACAGUGGGUGCCAUAGGCUUUGUUUCGCGCAUAUUGCCAAGGUUGUAUCCCAUUUCCAUUAUACGCGCUGAUCCGGACACCGGCGAGCCCAUACGCAACAGCCAGGGACUUUGCCAGCUAUGCGAGCCCAACGAGCCGGGCGUGUUCAUUGGCAAGAUCGUCAAGGGCAAUCCAUCGCGUGAGUUUCUGGGCUAUGUGGAUGCCAAGGCGUCGGCUAAGAAGAUUGUUAAGGAUGUGUUCAAACAUGGCGAUAUGGCAUUUAUUUCUGGCGAUCUGCUGGUAGCUGAUGAAAAGGGUUAUCUGUACUUCAAGGAUCGCACAGGUGAUACAUUCCGCUGGAAGGGUGAGAACGUCUCGACCAGCGAGGUGGAGGCUCAGGUCAGCAAUGUGGCCGGCUACAAGGAUACCGUAGUCUAUGGCGUUACCAUACCACACACUGAAGGACGUGCUGGCAUGGCAGCCAUUUAUGAUCCAAACCGUGAGCUUGAUUUGGAUGACUUUGCUUUGAAUCUUGCCAAGGUGCUGCCCACCUAUGCGCGUCCACAGAUCAUACGACUGCUUACCAAGGUGGAUCUAACGGGAACGUUUAAGCUGCGCAAAGUGGAUCUGCAAAAGGAGGGCUACGAUCCGAAAGUUGUCAGCGAUGCGCUUUACUAUCAAACAGCCAAGGGACGCUACGAGCUGCUCACUCCGGCCGCCUAUGAGCAGCUGCAACGCAAUGAGAUCAGAUUUUAGAAACUGCAAACUGAGAGCUUUUCCAAUUUGGUGUUGUGUGUUUAUUCUUUUGCCCAACUAUGCUGUUAAUUAAUUUGUAAGAGCUACGAAAUGAAAAUUUAGUCUUCAUCAUACAUUUAUAUAAAUUAUAGCUUAUAGU
Messenger RNA from Drosophila busckii, 2247 nucleotides. It is a transcript of the gene Fatp1, whose product is annotated as long-chain fatty acid transport protein 1. Lineage: Eukaryota; Metazoa; Arthropoda; Insecta; Diptera; Drosophilidae. The record is from RefSeq and is a predicted model, not a curated record. Gene Ontology annotation, biological process: triglyceride homeostasis. Gene Ontology annotation, cellular component: endoplasmic reticulum. Gene Ontology annotation, molecular function: long-chain fatty acid transmembrane transporter activity; long-chain fatty acid-CoA ligase activity.